AUGCUCCCCCAGCGCCAGAUCCUCCGCGCCGCGCCGCGCUUCGCCGCACAGCUGCGCGCUCCCGCCCAGCGUCGUCUUGCCAGCUCUGCCGGCGAGAAUGCCUUCAUCAGCGAGCGCCAGCACGCCAAGGAGCACGCCAGCGGCACCACUGGUCCGUCGCUCUCCAACCCCUUCCGAGAAACUCAAUUGCCCUUCGCCUGCAUUCCCGCCCUGGGCCUCGCCGGCUGGAACGCCUACUCCCUGUGGAACGAGCACUGGGAGCACUGGAGCCACAUGCCCCCUCUGGAGGAGCGCACUGAGUACUCUUACCAGAACAUUCGCACCAAGAACUUCUCUUGGGGCAACGGAGACAAGACCAUCUUCUGGAACGACGAUGUCAACUACCACAACAAGGACAAAUAA
Molecule: messenger RNA, 402 nt
Organism: Verticillium nonalfalfae
Lineage: Eukaryota; Fungi; Ascomycota; Sordariomycetes; Glomerellales; Plectosphaerellaceae
Exons: 4
Coding region: 1-402 (133 amino acids)
Biological process (GO): mitochondrial electron transport, cytochrome c to oxygen
Cellular component (GO): mitochondrial inner membrane
Molecular function (GO): enzyme regulator activity
Source: RefSeq, a predicted model, not a curated record